CAAAGAUGAAGAUACUCUCUUUCAACUUUUUUUUAUAUACCAUUAGUGGUAUGUGGCGACCAAUCGAGUGGUCUUCGAAAUGUUCUAAAAUGUUAUAUAGUAUGCUCACUUGUUUCACGAUGUAUUUAUUAAUAAUUUUCACGCUGACUCAAUUGCUGGAUAUUAUUCUUGUUAUUGAAAACAUAGAUGAUUUUGCUACGACUUCUUUACUGUUACUUUCGACUGUCAGUGUAUUAUUUAAAGCAACGGCUGUUAUAACACAUCGCGAUGAAAUUGCCAAUUUAAUCGAUACAUUACAAAAGAAACCUUGCAAAGUGUACACUGAAGAAGAGAGUAAUAUCCAGAUGAAAUUCGAUUGUACGAUCAGAUCAUAUUCCAUAAAGUACGCAUCUAUGUGUUUGCUUUCUGUCAUUGGUGGCAUAAUAAAAGGGCUGCACCAAAUUUUAGAGGGUCAAUUACCCUUUAGGAUGUGGGUACCAUACGAUUAUACCUCGCCCUUUUUACUUUGGUUUACAUCAAUUCAAAUGAUUGUGGCUGUAAUUUUUGCCACAUUUGUAAACCUCGCAACGGAAACUACGGUAUUGGGUUUUUGCUUACAAAUAUGCGCACAAAUUGAGAUUUUGAAAUAUCGUCUGCAGAGAAUGGUAAAGUCGAAUGAGAAAGAAACCUCUAAAAUUUCAUUGAAUGAUGAGUCAAAUGAAACAUAUAGAUUGUCGGAAUGUAUUUUACAUCACCUGUGUAUAAUCAGACUUGCCAAAAUGAUCAACAAGGUAUUCAGCCAAGUGAUCUUUAUCCAAUUUUUCGUCAGCAUAUUGGUGUUGUGCAUAAGUCUGUAUUAUUUAUAUUCUCAUGUGAUAAUUAUAGACAUCAUCAGUUUGAUUAUCUAUGUACUUUGCAUGUUUGUCCAAAUUUUUAUUUACUGUUGGGCUGGAAACGAAGUUAUACUUAAGAGUACUGGAUUGAGUGACGCUGUAUAUGAAAUGGAUUGGAUAUCGAUGCCUAUUAAUAAGCAAAAAGAUCUAUUAAUAAUUAUGAAACGUAGUACACGUCCUAUCAUAUUUACCAGUAGCUUCUUGGUGACAUUAUCCUUGGAGUCUUACGUCAAUCUUUUAAAGGCGUCUUAUGCUGCAUUUAAUUUUUUGCGACAAUUCUAAAGUGUUAUUUAUCCUUUUACAAUACAUAAUGUG
This is a messenger RNA of Camponotus floridanus (Florida carpenter ant), 1187 nucleotides long. RefSeq names its product odorant receptor 46a-like. The coding region runs from base 6 to 1154 and encodes 382 amino acids. The transcript has 5 exons. The record is from RefSeq and is a predicted model, not a curated record. Lineage: Eukaryota; Metazoa; Arthropoda; Insecta; Hymenoptera; Formicidae. Gene Ontology annotation, molecular function: olfactory receptor activity; odorant binding. Gene Ontology annotation, cellular component: plasma membrane. Gene Ontology annotation, biological process: detection of chemical stimulus involved in sensory perception of smell; sensory perception of smell.